Messenger RNA from Carassius gibelio (silver crucian carp), 7900 nucleotides. RefSeq names its product semaphorin-6B-like. The transcript is spliced from 17 exons. Lineage: Eukaryota; Metazoa; Chordata; Actinopteri; Cypriniformes; Cyprinidae. Bases 826 to 3447 code for a protein of 873 amino acids. The record is from RefSeq and is a predicted model, not a curated record. Gene Ontology annotation, biological process: neural crest cell migration; positive regulation of cell migration; semaphorin-plexin signaling pathway. Gene Ontology annotation, molecular function: chemorepellent activity; semaphorin receptor binding.
CUGCGUCAGGUUUUGGCAUUGACUCGCGUUUGAAUAGCUGUGGGUGACAGACUUCCAACAGCGCUGAGAGCGCAAACGCGUGAUCUUUCUCUCUCGGACCAAACCCCGCGGGCUACACACCAGGGAUUGCUGGAAAUACUACAUUUCUACCAGACAACAAGAGUUCCCCUUAACGGGAUUCUAGAAGCUGGACUCAUAUUCGUAGGCAGCGACGCGCGCACCAAACAAACGAAUGUGUCUCUUUUGGUCCGCGCAUUUAGGAACGUAUUGGCGCAGCACUGAAUAACUAUUGUAGCGUUGAUUGAUAAGGCAAGUGUUUCCAGCCCAGACAGACACGUUUUUAUAAGGCACAGCUGGUUACGCUGGCGUGGACUGCUUUUGCCAUCAUUUGUUAGGCAUAAGGCAGUUUAUCCUCGCUUAUAGCAAACGACUUCUUGGAUACUGGAUGGCUGUCCAAAGAAGAGUACAUCGGCUGCAGGACCAAGCCAGGAAUGCCAUUUGUUCACGAGCAUCAUAAACGAGCCUUGUUGCGCGGUGUUUUUUAUUUUUUACCCGGGGGCAGGUGUUGUUGUGUACUUUGGGGCGGGGGGUUAGUUAUUGGGGCUUUGGACACAGUUGUCUGAAGGAUGUCAGAUCAGGGAUCAGAUCUACAAAGAGACAGGUGCGAUAGAGAGGAGUAGAUUUCACGCGGACCCCUCCUCUCCUCUUCUCUCCUCUCUUUUCCUCUCAGUCAUUCUGGAUUAUAGUCCCGAGGAGGCGAGUCAUUCACAGAGAACCGUGGCUCACCGUUUCCCGCGGCUGUUAUCGUGCCGGAGCUCCAGUACCAUGACGACUGUGGCCAAAGCUUUCAUCGGGCUCUUCUGGCUCCCGCGGUUUGUGUGUGCGGUCUUCCCUGAGGAACCUGGACCUCUGAACUUUAUCCCCACUGAAGUGGUGAGAAGGUAUCCUGUGUUUCUCGGACGACCCCAUCACUCAUCUUUCAGACAGGAGCCCUUACACAUUCAGAGGAUCCUGCAGGUCAAUCGUACCCUUUACAUCGGAGCCAGAGAUGACCUUUUCCGAGUGGAGCUAGACAACGUGGUGGGAGAAGAGAUGUUUUACAGCAAGAAGAGGACAUGGGAAUCCAACAAAAAUGACAUCAGAAUCUGUAGAAUGAAGGGAAAACAUGAGGAUGAGUGCCGUAACUACAUGAAGGUUCUGCUCAGCCGGCAGGGCGGAUUGUUUAUCUGCGGAACCAAUGCCUUCAAUCCGUUAUGUGCCAAUUAUACAGGAGACACUCUUGAGAUGGUGGGGGAAACUGUCAGUGGGAUGGCUAGAUGCCCAUAUGAACCGAAACAUGCCAACGUGGCCCUGUUUGCAGAGGGGAAUCUUUACACUGCCACGGUGACUGAUUUUCUGGCCAUCGAUGCCGUGAUCUACAGGAGUCUGGGGGAAAAUCCUGCUCUGCGAACGGUGAAACAUGACUCCAAAUGGUUUCGAGAGCCGUACUUUGUGAGUGCUGUGGAAUGGGGGCCACAUGUCUACUUCUUUUUCAGAGAGAUGGCCAUGGAGUUCAACUACCUGGAGAAGGUGGUUGUGUCUCGUGUGGGACGCGUGUGCAAAGCUGAUCAAGGCGGAUCACAGCGUGUGCUGGAAAAGCAGUGGACGUCAUUCUUGAAAGCUCGACUGAACUGCUCAAUCCCAGGAGACUCGCACUUCUACUUCAACCUCCUGCAUUCCACCAGUCCCAUCAUCCGCAUGCAUGGCAGGGAUAUCAUCCUCGCCGUCUUUUCCACACCCUCCAACAGUAUUCCUGGAUCUGCAGUUUGUGCUUUCGACAUGGAGCAGCUGGCCGAAGUGUUUGAUGGAAGAUUUAAAGAGCAGAAAUCGCCCGAGUCGAUAUGGACACCUGUUCCAGAUGAGGCUGUGCCCAAACCGAGGCCGGGUGGUUGUGCCAUAAAAGGCUCAAAGUUCAAUUCCUCCAAUGCUUUCCCUGAUGACAUGUUGACUUUUGUCAAGACCCAUCCACUGAUGGAUGAAGCCAUCCCAUCUCUCGGUCAGAGACCAUGGAUUGUUAGGACCAUGGUUAGAUACCAGCUCAACAAAAUGGUGGUGGACACAAACGCUGGUCCAUAUGGCAACCAGACAGUCCUCUUUCUGGGUUCCAGCCGAGGGACCAUCCUCAAAUUCCUUGUCACCCCCAACAGUGAUAACACAGUGACCAACAGCAAUGUGUUCCUCGAGGAACUGGAAGGCUACAACCCAGACAGGUGUGGGACGGACUCUCCUCAGGCCAGGCAGCUGCUUUCUCUCACACUGGACCGCAUCAGUCACAGCCUCCUAUUGGCUUUCCCCUCUUGCGUGAUCAAAGUGCCUGUAGCACGCUGCCAACUCUAUUCCCGCUGCUUGAAGAACUGCAUCGCCUCACGGGAUCCCUACUGCGGCUGGACCAGAGGAAGCACCUGCUCUUUCCUCCGUGCCGGUACAAGGCUUCCCUUCGAACAAGACGUCGAGCACGGAAACACUUCUCACUUGGGAGACUGUGACGGUCUUCUGCAGGAGAGUUUCAUUGAGGAACCAGAUGGCUUGGUGUCCGUGAACUUACUGGUGGUGUCAGCGGUUUCAGCGUUUGCCACCGGGGCGGCGCUGUCAGGUCUGAUGGUGUGUUGGAUAAUGAGCCUCAAGCACCGGCAGCACUCCAGAGCCAGUGGAUCUGGCAUGGGGAGUCGUCGCAAGAGUGACAAGGAGCAGGGCAUGCUGGGACACUGCCGCAGCGGUUCCGUGAUCAGCGUGACACGUAUCAGUGGCAGCGAACGACCCCGCUCACAGGUUGAGAAUAUGUUCACCAACGGCUGGCCAAAAUCUGGAGACCUCGACCCAGGACUUCCCACUCCGGAACAGACACCUCUGCAGCAGAAACGUCCCACUCCUAAUGUCCAUCUCACAGACUGCGACUGGGACCAGAGCCAUACUUUCCUCACACAGACAGGGACACCCUGCCAGGUGAACUCAGCGGUCAUUUACUUGAGCUCCAAGUACCUGCAAGGUGGGCGGCAAGAGGGAUCAGGUGAUGUUCCUCCUCAUUCGGAGCGUCAACGGUACCUCAUCCUCUCCCAUCCACCGAAUCAGAGGGAACAGGGUGGCUGUCCGUCCGCCCCACCUACUCGCAACUCUGCUGGUGAAUACAACUAUCCAGCAACACCUCAGGACUCACCUGACCGCAGAAGGGUGGUUUCGGCUCCUACCACGCAGUCAGAUUAUGAUGACCAUCUGCGAUGGUCCCGUGACGGACUCAAUUUCAAUAGCAACGCAACUCCUCCUAGCCACCACCCGUAUCCGAUACAGCCGCGCACUAAUGCAGCGUUAGUACGACCAAGUCAUCACACUCAGCGGGGGCUCAGUGAGAUACAGGACUACAGCCACCUGCUGGUGAAAAGUGCAAGUGCGCGCAACCCAAAUGGCCAAUGAGUGGUCCAGACCCAUUCACAUCCCAUUACCCUCAAGACUCAGACUCCUUCUGUAAUCCUGCCCAUCCUGUCCUUUCUCACUGCCAUCCAGUGUGUUUAAAGUCCCCCACCAGUGGCUGAGCUCUAGGACUUCUGAGAGUGAGAGAACGAGAGUGUUAAUGGUUGACGGUGUUAAAGCCGCUGUCCUCUACUGCCUGCCGGGUGACACCACUUAGCACGUUAGCGGCUUCUAUCACACCCUGUCUAAUGAAGCGGAAGGAUCACUUAGGAAAACGGAUGCGUUGGGUGAUGGGAGGUGACAUACAUAAUCAUAAUCCUGCAAACGGCUACGUUGACUGUUUAGCAUAGCGAAGCAGUUGCAGUUCGCCUCUCUUUGUAAUCUCACACCCUGUGCACCAUUCAGUGGAAGUGAUCUGUUUCAUUUUCACCUCUCUUGCUUUACGUUUGCACCUGGAUGCUGCUUUUUGUGCAUCCUGGGCCUUUGCAGACAAGCUCAAACUUCCUUGUGUCUGUUUGUAUGUGAGCCAUGCAAAACGGGGAUUAAAAUGUGCUUGUCGGCUAGGCUUGAUAUGAAAGCAAAAUGGUCAACAAACACUGGAGAUUCUUAAGUGAUCUGAUGUCAAAUGACUGACUAUCGUUCCCUUUCUUAUACUAUUAUGUGUCAGGAAGCAAUCAAGAUAACUGCCAUGUAACUUUAAAGAUCUGUGUGCUGGAAUAUCAGAUUUAACUGGGUCAUGUAAAAGAGCAUUCACCAAAAAUCAUGGAGGAAUAAGCCCAUGCUUUCUGGACGGAGCAGGGAAGCACUGUGGAAAUAUGUUGUUGGGUGGACCCAUUUAUUUUGUGGUGUAUUUUAUAAACCAAGAAGUUUAGUGUGUGUUUUUUUAAUCCCCUACACAUGCUAGCAUAAGAGCAGAGCAUUUGCAACACUUUCUCUUUCUUACGCUCAGCCUGGCUUCAUUUUCUCUGCAGUCCAUUGACUCUAAUGUGAGCUUGGUUGUCUGGUUCGAGUUGGGCUGCUAGGGAGCUGCAUUCAGAGUGUCUCACUGACACUGGGUGCCUUUGUGCGUCCCAGCCAGAGAAGACCAUCCCAUCAACAAAAAUCCGUAAAGAGUCAUGGCCUAGCCAUCAGCCCAGCCCAGGAGAAUGUCAAUGAGGAACCAGACAGAUCGGAUCCCACUGGUUCCCCCCUCACUGCCACCCUCCACAAACCUCACAGAACCAGACGAAUACAAUGUUACAUUUAGAUGGAGACCAAAAAAAAUAGACCCACUGGGCUACCAAUGGCACUGUGCCCGCUUCAGCCAUUGUUCAGAUUCCUCGUUUGUUUCAGAGUUGUAAACCCCAUGGGAGGCAAGAAAAAGAAAUAGUGUACUAAUCAAUUCAUUCACCUCUCAGUGAACGACGUUAUCGCUGCUUUUUCCCGUGAGGAACCCGUAAUUUACCAUGCAUUACCUAAUUGUGUGCACUAGAGGGCAGUAACGCAUGUUGAGAGAUUUUUUUUUUUUUUUUUUUUUUAGCCCUGAGUGGACCCUUUUCACAAGUGUGACAUGCGAGUGUGACAUUUCUGGAGUAAUUAACAUUGUAAAAAUGUUUCAAAUUUAAUUAAAUUUUUUUCUUCUUUAUUUUUUUUUUUUUAAAGAAAUGCAUACUUUUAUGAUUUCAGAAGGAUCAUAUAAUAAUGAAGACUGGAGUAAUGCCUGCUGAAAAUUCAGUUUUGCAGUCAUAUAUAAGAAUUAUUUUAAAAUUUUGUAUCAAAUAAAUGCAGCCAUGGUCAGCAUAAGAGACAUUAAAAAAAAUCUUACUUUCCCCCGAAAUGUUAAACAGUAGAGUAUAACACUAUACUUUGUUACAUUUCCCUGUCAUUUAAUUACAAGAGAAAUAAUAAAAACUGCUGCAGUGAGUGAUGGUAAAUUUGACAUCUUUCUCUCUCCUACCUGCCAUAAUCAAUCCUAGUUUUUCUUUUACUACUUCUUUUGGAAAGUCAUGGAAAUACAAUAUUGGAGAUCUUUUUUUUUUCUUUUCCUUUUUUUUUUUUUUUUUUUUGUGUGUACUAUUGAAACAAAUAGUAAUGCAAAAAUAACAUUUGCUAUGGUCUCACAUUUAUUUCAUUAUAAGUCUACCCUGUUAUUGUUUAUAUUCUAAACUGGUCCUAUAAUCACCAAUACUACAACAGUAAGUGUAUGUUUGUUAUAAAAACAGAAAGUUUUUCAAAUGAAAAAUCUGCUUUAGUGAUAAUAGAGCAUUUCCCAGGGUAUGAGUGUGUUCUUUUGAAUGUGGAUGGAUGAAACCCAUUGAAGCUAAACAUUAAAGCAAUUAUUGAAGAGUUUAAUUUAUAGGUCUUAAGUGCCAAUGCAUGACUGAGUUCAAAACUUGGUUCCUAAUUAUUUUUACACAAUCAACAUUUUUGUCACAGUUUUUUUAAUUGUUGCCCAGCUCAUCUGUUCAUAUUGGAACUGUUCUACCCCCACACAGACUGAGGCCCACUAUGUGCUGAAAAAAGGUCUGCCCACCCAUGCAUGCGCUCGCCCUGCUUCCCUCUCACUGGCUUUUCACUCUGUUGCACCAUUAGGCAAAACAUGCGUGAUUACGCUAAGUCUGUCUUGGCCUGAUAAAGCCUAGAGAUGAUCGUGAGAGACGUGCAGAAACACAGGCACCCACUUGCUUACUCACAGCCAGAUUUUACAAAGCAAUCGCCUGAGAUGUGGGCAGCAAAACUCAAGAAGCAAGUCAUCUUCCCAACCGCAUCCCAUAUAAGUAACAUUCCCCAGAAUAAAACAAAAACAAGCAGAAAACGCAGAUAAUACCUAUUGUGAAACCCUGUACGAAAUCUCCAAGCACUGCCGGGGUUAAUUCGCACAAGAAUUUGAGGUAGUGAAGUGGAGUUAAUUUGCUGCGGAGCUCUAUAAAAUGUGUUCCCGGGAAAAAGAAAAUAAACGAGGGUUGUUUCACUGUUUUCCUGUCGUAAUUCUCUCAAGCAAGAAAUGGAAUCGGCCAUAAAAACUCUGCUAGGGUUUUGUUUGGACAGAAUAUAUCUAGCUAUGUUUUUAGAAUGCUCCCUUCUCUCAAUUUUCCAAUUAAAAUCCUGUCUGUAAACAGUGAGGACAGUGUGCUCGAGGCUUUCUCAUUGUCUGGGCCGGUUUUCUUUCUCUGCUUUGUCUUUUAAAACCCUGAAGUUAUUAUUUUUUUUAUUUUUUUUUUGACGUCCCCUUGCCAUAAACUGCUACAGCUAAUGGGCCACCUGACAAAAUGUGCAAACACAAAGGAAGAAAUGGUUUGUUUAGCUUUCGGUACGCAAAACCAGACAUCUGACAAGCACAAACUAGGGGUUUUUUUUUGUAUAUUUGUAGAGAAUAUAUUAGCCAGUACAGAUAUCUUCAUUUUUACAUUUGUUUGUUUUGUGGUAAUGUUUUCGGUUGGUUUAUUGAGUUCAUGCAAGUGAUUUGAUUUGCUCUCUGGAGUGUGAAUUUUUUCAGCGACAAUGAUUAUUCUGCAACUGUGACCUGAAUUUCAGUGUUUGAUCCUGGUUUCUGAACUGUGCAAAGACUUCUUUUCUAAAAGAAAUUGGAUUGGAGUUGUUUCUCCUGGAAGAAAGAGAAGAAAAAAAACAAUUUUGCAAAAGAGCCAAGUCUUCUGUUAACUGUGAUGGACUUCUGAUUUGUUUUGCACCUGAGGCUGUUCGUGUUACUGGGUCCAUUGUCAUUAAAUGACAAGUCGUGUCCCUUCAGUGUACAUAAUUUCAAUGCUUAAAUGUAAUUUAAGUGAACUACCUGCAUGAACACAGCCUCGGUCUGGAGUCCACAGAGGUAGUGUGUACUUCAACACGACAUGCUACUGUGUGCCCUAAUAUUGUCCACCAAUCAGACAGUCACAUGCAUGCUUUCCAAAUCAACAGCACAAAUGCACAUAAAGAGACACACACAAUCACACAAACGCACAAGAUCACAUGGAUAGUGGGGUCCAAAAUGUCUUAUUUUGCUGCCUUUUUUUUUUUUUUUGCAUCAUAUCAGUAUCAAAAUGUCUUUGUAUACAGUUUGUCCCACUUUUGCUCAAACAGCAGCACUCACGCGGCAUGUAGUUUGUGUAAAACCUGAUGAUCAUGUCCUUCACCAUGAACUGAAAUGAUCCAGAGAGCAUCUUGUGUUUCAGUGGAAGAUAGAACAUCUGACCGUCUCUACAGAGUCACAUGGAAAAUGACCCAGAAACAGUACUAAAUCUUAAAUAUUUCCUAUUUGUUUUGUGCCUUUUUUAUAUUUUUAUUAAUUGGUCCAAAGUUUAAAACUUGUUUAUCUUCAGUCCCACUAAGUUUUCUGACUUUUGGAUCCCACUGUACUUAAACACGUGUACACACACAUUUUUGCAUUUGGAAACUCAUUGUCCUCCGUUCUGACUGUCAUUGAGCAUGGAGACUGUGCUCUGUUAUCAUUUCCUGUUUUAAUAAACCACCAACAACCUAA